UGAGCAAAAGUGCUUUGGACCUACCUACAAGGGAGUUGUAAGUAGCUUCAUUGUAUAGGAUGAAGGGCAAGUGAAGGAAAUUUGAACCGUUAGAUACAUCUAUAUAUUUGAACCCUACACUUCCACUUCUCACUCUUUCUCUACUACACAUUCACUCACAAUGAAGCCCAAGAAUCCAUGCACCAUUCUGCUAUCCUCAGUUUUCAUCAUAUUUCUUCCCUCCUUAAUCUCUUCACAGACCUGUCAAAGAACCUGUGGCAAAAUCCCCAUCAAGUACCCCUUCGGCACUGGCCCUGGCUGUGGCGAUCUCCGCUUCCAGCCUUAUGUAACUUGCAGCCAGCAACAGCUCACGUUUGCAACCCACACCGGCUGCUACACCAUCACUUCCAUAGACUAUGACAACCAAGUGAUUUACAUUUCUGAUCCGACCAUGUCAACGUGUUCGUGCACACAGCCCAGCAAAGGCUUCAGCCUAGACUGGGAUGCUCCGUUCAGUUUCAGUGACGACACAGUUUUCGCCCUGCUUGACUGCUCAACAACUUCUUCACCGGUCUACAGAACCGGUGGUGGAAACAACUCCACUUUUCCUAUGUGUGAUUCUCAGGGUGCAUCUGUGUGCAGCCUGUUAUAUUCUUGUGAAGCAAUCAGCAGGCUUAGCCUCCCAAUAUCCACUUGCUGCGUGUACACGCCAGUGGAUCUUGGCCCUUCGUUUGACAUGAACUUGGAGAAACUGCAGUGCACGUCUUACUCUGCAUUGGUUGGAUUCAACAGCCAAGAAACCAAUCCUGAGGGAUGGAGAUAUGGGAUUGGACUGAAGUACAAGUUCAACUUCAAUAACGACUAUCCAGAAUUAUGUGCAAGCUGUGAGAAGAGUAAUGGAGUUUGCGGAUAUAACAACAGUCCGUACAAGUCAUUUGCAUGUAAUUGUCCUGAUGGGCUGAAUACAACAACAGAUUGUUUCUAUGAACAGUCUUGGAGCCAUGGUUCAAGAUUUCUCCCCUGGAAAACCAGGACCCUGUCGAUCGUCUUCUUCACAUUAUUCAUUCUUUUGGCCUAUAUGUAGGCUGAAGAUGGGAGAUUCAGUAAAUUUCAAAUAUGUGCCAAAUUACAUGAUCUUGAAUAACUACAAGUUUCUGCAUUGAGCAGAAACAUGGUCUCCUCCGUUUGAUGUAAAUUGUGGAUAUUGUCUUCCUUUCCUAUCCGUCAAUUAGUUGAAAAUCUUGUACUACUACUAAAUCAAGAAGAGUGGAAUUCGUUCUCUGAGUUCUCAGUUA
Messenger RNA from Sesamum indicum (sesame), 1274 nucleotides. Its product is annotated as wall-associated receptor kinase-like 20. Gene Ontology annotation, molecular function: polysaccharide binding. NCBI's taxonomy places the organism in Eukaryota, Viridiplantae, Streptophyta, Magnoliopsida, Lamiales, Pedaliaceae. The record is from RefSeq and is a predicted model, not a curated record.